Procambarus clarkii (red swamp crayfish) is the source of this 2224-nucleotide messenger RNA. Its product is annotated as protein NipSnap. Gene Ontology annotation, cellular component: mitochondrion. The record is from RefSeq and is a predicted model, not a curated record. Lineage: Eukaryota; Metazoa; Arthropoda; Malacostraca; Decapoda; Cambaridae.
UACCAUGGUAACGGCGGCAGUGCAUUAUGGGUCUGACGUCACACCAAGUCCAUCAUGGCUGCCAGGGCGAUGUUGUUACGGAGGGCCGCCGUCUUCUCCCCGCCUGUUCAACACUUUCUCAAUGUCAGAUAUUUGUCAACGGGAUGCAUUGCUCAGAAAGACAACUGGCUGAACAAGCUGCUGGUGCGGAAAAUCGAGCCCACCAAAGAAUCUCACUCUCGCAUGUUGUCCGACAAAGAGGUUAUAUUUGAACUGCAAGCCCAUAACCUCAAACCUGGUACAGGGAAACCUUAUCUUGAGAAUUAUGAAGAGUAUGUGAAAGCUGUUGUAGACAAGUUUGCAGAUAAGCCCGUUCACCCAGAACUGCAAGGAUCGUGGACUGUUACUGUUGGAGAUCAAGACCAGUGCCUUCACUUAUGGAAGUAUGCUGGAGGAUAUAGUUCUAUAGACGCAGCUAACAAAUUAUUUGCGUCGGAUCCAGAUUUGUCCAGACUGAUUCAGGAUAGAAAUCAGUAUUUACGACAACGCUCAAAUCAGUACCUGCUACCCUUCAGUUUUUGGCCCCCAGUAUCACCACGUGAGGGUGGAAAUAUAUACGAGAUUCGCUCGUAUUUUCUCAAGCCCGGCACGAUGAUCGAAUGGGGCAAUAACUGGUCGAGAGCUAUUCACUUCCGACAAGCAAACAAUGAGGCCUUUGGAGGGUUCUUCUCGCAAGUUGGCCGCCUCUACAAUGUUCAUCACAUCUGGUGUUACAAAUCUUUGGCAGCAAGAAAGGAAGCUCGGGAAAGUGCGUGGCGUCAUCCAGGAUGGGACGAGGUCGUGGCAUACACAGUGCCUCUCAUUAGCGAGAUGCAUGCCAGGAUCCUUGUACCAAAUAGUAUUUCCCCCGCUCAGUAAUAAUCAAAUGGCCUCUGGUUUAAGUACUCCCAAAGGGAUGUUGAUAUCUGGCAUUGUGUGUAUAUAUAUACAGUAUAUCUAAUGUGAAACAGAAGAAUUACAUGAAUGAUUUGUAUGUUCAUCAAAAAAGUAAAUACAGUAGAGUAUCAAUUACCAAUGUAUAAAUGGCACAAUGUACAAAUCUCUUGAUACCUCCUCUAGAAAUAACCCUUUCAUUUUUUGUGCAGUUGCAUAUACCUGUAUACAUAUAUAGUUAUUGGGUUGGUAACUUCAACUUUGUAAUAGACGUGUUUCGAACAUUUCCUGGAAAUACAAAAAAUCCCUUAUAUUGAGUGUUAACAACGUUUUAAUGGAGGUUACGCAUGAUGGGGCACGCGUUAUAUUUGCCAACCUUUCUUUUUUUGUUUUCUCUGUUGUGAUUAAAGGCUAUAGUUUAUAAUUUACACUGUUGGGUAAAUCUCUUACUUGGGUAAAUCUCUCUCACUCCUUUUCCCUGCUACAGCACUUCACUUAUCUACCUAAAUUUAAGAAAUUUGUGUAACGGUUCCUAUACCUGUGACCACGACUUGUGCUUUGCAAAUUUCUGUUGAGUCACAUGUACAGUCACAGAUCUGUUUUAUUUGAUAUAUUUUGAGGGAACUAUUGUUGUUACCUUUAAUAACACACAAAGUACAAAGCAGCCUCAUAACCGAGAGAAUCCACUGGAGCCGUGAUGAGGCAUCUCAUCGAUACAUUACAAUGAUGUGUUUUCUCUGUCUACUGCAUUUGUUAUACUGAAUUAUAAGUGGUUUCUUCGUUCAGAGUUUACAGAGAAUAUUGAUUAUUAUUUAGAAAUAAUAUAUAUAAUGGUAACAUUAAAUUUGAAUGUGACAUUACUGAUCUUUCAGCAGUGUAAGUGGUAAACAGAUGAACCAAGUCAUUAAGUCGGUCAAAGUUUUCAAGCAUUCAUGUUAUCAGCUGUAGACUAAGUUGUUGUUUUUUAGCUGUUUUUUGAAUAAUUUGGUUUGUAAAUGUUAAUUUUUUUCAAUUUUGUUUUGAAUUAUUUAAUGUGAUAAAAUUACUUAAUGCAAGAUGUUAGUGUUCAAAAACAUUUCCUUGUAUUAGUUUUACAUAAAUGGUAAUAACAUAAGUUUGUAUAUCCGAGUUUUAUCUGACAGUGUUCUUAAGCCUCAUAAUUUGUUCUGUUAUCCAGAGAAUUGGUGCUUGGAACAUACAUCCUGGAAAUUUGCCGAGACUUGAACAGUACCAGCAAAUACCCUGAUUGAAACAAUGUGAUAAGUGAUUGUACAUUUCUGUGUAUCUAGAAUACAAACUUCAAUCUUUUCCA